Messenger RNA from Triplophysa dalaica, 2897 nucleotides. It is a transcript of the gene prr5a, whose product is annotated as proline rich 5a (renal). Gene Ontology annotation, cellular component: TORC2 complex. Bases 291 to 1628 code for a protein of 445 amino acids. The transcript is spliced from 10 exons. Gene Ontology annotation, biological process: TORC2 signaling. The record is from RefSeq and is a predicted model, not a curated record. NCBI's taxonomy places the organism in Eukaryota, Metazoa, Chordata, Actinopteri, Cypriniformes, Nemacheilidae.
GACAGUCUGCAAGCGAAUAGGAGGGGCGAGCGUCGGGGAUGCCACAGGAAUGAUCCAUUAACCCGCAUACCCCACAUCCGCAUGUAUGGAUUUACUCGUAUAUGUAACGUUACUGUAGGUUCACCCGAUGCAAUGACGCGCGAGGAAGCGUAGCCCAUCCUAUUUUCUCCUCAUUGAACUUACUCAAACAUCCCUGACUGUUCAUAUAAUUCACUUUACACGCGGAGCACAUGAUCGAACUAUCAGAGGUGUUCUGAAUGAAAUGAGGAUCUGCCAGCCUUUCAAUAACAAUGCCGGAGAAUUUAAGCGGAGCCUUCAUUGAUCGACCUACAUCCAGAUCAUCCACCUUCUGCUUCUCUGCCCUGUUCGCUCUUCCAAACCACCUUCACAUGGACGGGAGCAGUCAUCCGUUCAGGAGGACUCUGUACCGGUUGAAGUUAGUGAGUUCUCCGAAUUUGAGUCAACUGGGGAAAAGUGAAAAGGCUUCAUUAGAGGAAAGAGGAUCUGGGCCUAAUGCCACAUGGAACAGCAUUCACAACGCAGUCAUUGCUGUAUUCCAGAAGAAAGGACUGGCAGACAAUGAACUCUAUACACUCAAUGAAGGCGUGAGGCAACUAUUAAAAACAGAGCUGGGCUCAUUUUUCACAGAAUACCUUCAGAAUCAGCUGCUGACGAAAGGAAUGGUCAUUUUACGGGACAAAAUACGAUUUUAUGAAGGUCAAAAAUUAUUAGAUUCUUUGGCCGAGACUUGGGACUUCUUCUUCUGUGAUGUUCUCACUAUGCUUCAAGCAAUCUUUCACCCUGUCCAGGGAAAGGAGCCAUCGGUGCGUCAGCUGGCCCUGCUGCACUUCCGGAACAUCAUCACUCUUAACAUGAAGCUGGAGGAGGCUCUAUCCAGACCACGAGCUCGCAUUCCGCCCUCCAUCAUCCAGAUGCUUCUGGUGUUACAGGGGGUUCAUGAAUCUAAAGGUGUGAGCGAGGAAUAUCUGAAGCUGGAGUCUCUCAUUCAGAAGGUUGUGUCGCCGUAUCUAGGCACGCAAGGAUUGUGUUCCCAUGAGUUCGGCCCCUCACAGUGCUCCUGUUUUAUCGAGAGGCGUUCCCAGUAUUGCUUGUCCCAGACUGCAGACCUUCCCUCCAGUAACCCAGUAGUACGUUCCAAAAGUUACAACAUCCCAAUGCUGACCCCCGUGGCUGAGUAUGACUCAGAGGUCAGCUCUGUGGGCAGCGUGGGCAUCCGUCGUCACUCUGCUUGUGAUGUCACUUCCUGCUUGGAGGAUCAGGGCUAUUCCGCCCUGUCUGUUGGAAUAGAGACAAGCUCAACCCCCAGGCUCUUGCUUGAUCAUGACCUCGCAUUGAACGGCGUGAUGCGAGGUGCCACGGGACAGCCCGCUCUCAUUUCUCCUUCCGUCUUCAUACACACCUCUGCAGGUUGUCUGCACUCAGCAGAACCCCAGACGGCUCUAUCCGAGGGGGACAAGGCCGUUUCGUCACCCCCUAGCUGCCCUUCCAGUCCAGAGACCAUCGUAUUGCAGGGUUUGGACUCACUGGAAUCGGAUCCCGAUGGAAUUUUCAUUGACUUUUCUCAUUGCCGCUCGGAUUCGUUCGGAACCAGCAGGAAAACAAGCUGACGCGUCAUCGCUGUGGAAUGAACUGCUGUGAAGAACUCCAGUGAAGAACGCGGCACUUUAUUUGGGGAUAUUAUUAUGAGGUUUAAACUGGAAUUUCAUUUGAAAUUUGCUCAAAAGCCAAGGCUACUCUGUGAAUAUAUGGGAAAGGAUUGUUUUCAUAAUGUUCUAAACCUGUGGAUGUGUUUCUGAAUUUUCUACAUAGUUUUUCAUAGCUAAUAGUGACACUAGGAAUGGAAUGUCUCCAUUUUAUUUAACACACAUUUUUAAUGGAUCUCAAUUUUUUUGUUUUGUAUUGAGAUGCCAGCAUCACUACAUGUUAUCUCUUCCAUCAUCGUCAGUUCUAAUGUCAUGCACUUUUUAUUGUCAUAGGGCUUUAAAUACAACUAUGUGUAGUGCUUUUUAAAUCAAUGCCAACCUCAGCUGCGCUCUUAAUGGUAUGAGAUGAAAUUAUGCCUUUAUGUUUUUUACUUUGUGACUAUAACAUAUUGCUAUUGACAAUACAGUUAGUGCAGAAAAUGGUACAUGCUGAAAAUGCAAUGUUUGUUUCUUGAUGUUAAGUUAAAAUGUGAUAGUAAUUAAUUACUUGAGUUAAUAGGGUUUGUCCGUUGAAUUUAAGAAUGUAGAUACACCCAUUUUGCUUUAGUCGGUGAGACAGACAGAUGAAAAAUAAGGUUUACAAAAAUGUAUUUGAUCCUAACCUGAGGAAUUUGAGAUUAUUUGUGAAAUACGCAAUUUAAAAAUUCUUGGGCUAUUAGAAGCCAUAUAAGAGGUUAAUUUGAUAUAAAAACAGAUUAAUACAAUUAUUUAAGACUAAUGAUUUGACUAUAAAGUUAGAACCACAGGAGGAAAGUUACUUUAAUGGAUACACAUGGAUACAUGUAUUUUGUUAGAUAAGAAUAUAUAGUUCUUAAAGUAGUUAAAAUCUGAUUGAUUGUAUAAAAAAGUUUUAGGUACUUUAGAAAAAAUGUGUCGCUUGUGUUUCUUAUUUAAUUUUUUUAGCUUUUGACCUUGGUUAUAAAACGGAUUAAUUUCUCUGUAAUUUUAUAGAAAGAACCCGAACAUAGAUUUUUAAACAAGCAAAAAAAAGUAGAAAUUAAAGGUUUACAGUGAGACUCUUAUUAUGUUAAUAAUAACAUAAUAACAAUUAUGUUACUCUUAAGAUGUUGCACUGAUAUUUUUAAAUGCUGUACUGUUUCAUAAUGAUUUUAUUGUUUAAGUGUGCUUUGUGGACAACUUCAACAUUUUGUAGUAAAAUACUUUAAUACUAAA